CGACCACCCGGUCCGCGUCGCCACCGGUUGGCUUUAAGGUCGAAACAGCAUAUGGUGCCAAUGUCCUUGGCAAAUCUUCUGAGAAUGCGCGCAGAGCUCGUCCAGUUCUUCGGAGUGUACCGCCGACGCUUGCAGAUAAGUGUCUGGCGUGCGAACAUCUUCAUCUGUGCUAUCGGCAACUUGAAACCAUCUUAUUCUCACGAGACCCGAUUUGGUUGUUUCAUCGCGUCGCCGAGCUCAAGGUGGCGGAUGUACUCGGCCGAUUUGCCAUGUUUUAGAUUAGAUUAGAUUCAAGAUCUCAGAUAAUCGAUUAUGUAAAAUUUGUUUGGCGAAAGGAUGGCGUGCUAAUCCCCCCGAUCUCUAGAAACUAUAAGAGCAGAUGUUAAAGCGGAAGAAAAUCAACGAACCCUAUCCUCCAUCCUCUCCAACACUUACUGAGCCAUGAGUGAAGCUGCCGCAACGUCAUCAACCUAUCCCAGUGUGUACUCUGGAGGAAACCCGCCCCAUGGCGGCGUUCUGAAGGACAUUGUCGCACGGGAUGAACCUAUCGCCGGCAAACUGUCCGAGGAAGCCUCUACUCUGGGAGAUGUUGUUCUGACCGAGCGUCAAAUGUGUGAUCUCGAGCUCAUUAUGAAUGGCGGAUUCAGUCCUCUGGAGGGGUUCAUGAACGAGGCAGAUUUCAACAGCGUCGUCGACAACCUCCGCCUUGCAGAUGGUGCCCUCUUCCCCAUGCCAAUCACUCUCGACGUCUCUCAAAAGACCAUCGACGCUCUGAAGCUCGCUGCUGGUGUUCGGAUCUGCCUGAGGGAUCCUCGUGAUGACCAGGCACUGGCCAUUCUGACGGUCGAUGAUGUCUACAAGCCGGACCAAGUGAAGGAGGCGGUCGCGAUCUUUGGAGCGGACGACCCCGCCCACCCUGCAGUCACUUAUCUGCGCAAGAGUGUGCACCCGUUCUACGUCGGAGGCAAGAUCCAGGCUAUUCGGGCUCCAACUCACUUCGACUAUGUUGCACUUCGCUUCACGCCCGCUGAACUGCGCGCUCACUUCAAGAAACUUGCUUGGCGUAAGGUUGUGGCGUUCCAGACGAGGAACCCCAUGCACCGAGCUCACCGAGAGCUGACCGUGCGAGCUGCUCGCCAGCGCCAAGCUAACGUGCUGAUACACCCGGUCGUCGGUCUCACCAAGCCAGGAGAUGUUGACGCCUUCACUCGAGUGCGGGUGUAUCAGAGCAUCAUGGAAAAGUACCCUAACGGAAUGGGACAUCUGGCUCUCCUGCCACUUGCGAUGCGGAUGGCUGGGCCCAGGGAGGCUGUCUGGCAUGCCAUCAUCCGCAAGAACUUCGGUGCGACUCACUUCAUCGUGGGCCGGGAUCAUGCAGGUCCUGGCAAAAACUCGCAAGGGAAGGAUUUCUACGGCCCUUACGAUGCGCAGGACCUUGUGACCAAGUAUCGCGACGAACUCCAAAUCGAGAUGGUUCCGUUCCAGCAGAUGAGUUACAUCCCUGCUUCGGAUGAAUACCAGCCCGUGGACGAGAUCCCCGCUGGGGUUAAGACCCUGGAUAUCUCAGGUACUGAGCUGCGCAGGCGCUUGAAGACCGGCGCUGCCAUCCCAGACUGGUUCAGCUACGAAUCGGUCGUCAAGACUCUCCGCGAGAGCUACCCGCCUAGACAGAAGCAGGGCUUCGUCCUCUUCUUCACUGGGCUGUACGGCUCGGGUAAAGAUGCCAUUAGCAAAGCGCUGCAGGUCACGCUGAACGAGCAGGGCGGCCGCAGCGUGUCUCUGCUCCUUGGCGAGACGGUGAGACAAGAGCUUUCGUCUGAGCUUGGGUUCUCCCACGAGGAUCGACACACCAACCUGCUUCGCAUCGGUUUCGUUGCUGCUGAGUUGGCCCGUGCCGGUGCUGCUGUGAUCGCCGCUCCCAUCGCCCCAUACGAGGCUUCUCGCCAAGCCGCCAAAGACACGAUUGUGUCGUCCGCCGGCGCUGGCGGCAACUACUACCUCAUCCAUGUCGCGACCCCUCUCGAGUACUGCGAGAAACAUGACCGGAAGGGUGUGUAUGCCAAGGCGCGCCGCGGUGAAAUCAAGGGCUUCACUGGUGUCGAUGACACGUACGAAGCACCCUCGAAGCCCGCCUUGUCAGUCGAUAUCAGCGUCCAGAGCAUCCCCGAGAUAGUGCAUAGCAUCGUUUUGCUUCUGGAGAAGGACGGUCUGUUGUAGAAUAUAUUUAAUAUUGCUAGAAUCUUGUAGAAAUCCAUGAAUAUUUGUUUUAUCGAUUACGAACACCGUCAGAGGCUUUGAAAUAGCAUUAAUCGGCUGAUAAGUGGCAAAGACGAGGAAGACGAGGAUCGAAUUGUGACUCGUCACGUAGUCCCGUGACACUGUAUCCUUCCACUCACCAUGAACUCAUCUAAGUCCAAACUUUCUGCUUUCUUUGAACAGGAAGACGACGAGCCAUCGUUACCCGUGCGAUGAACAGCAGCCAUUCCCAUCUAAUCAACGAUGCUUACCACGGACCUACUAGCCCAGCACAAGCAGUGCCGGCCACGCCGCCCCCCAUUCCAAGCCCCCGCCUGGUCUAGAUGACGCAAAAGUAUCGCAGUUCAUGCACGCGGGAACUGUAAAGAAGUCGCGCAGGGAGAAGGAGCAAGAGGCGGCUGAGGCGAAGAAGAAAGAGGAGGAAGCGAGCGCUGCCAAGGCUUACGCCGAGUUUUUGGAUGAAUUCGACGCGGACCGCGCCACGCGCGCGCAGGGCUUCGUCAGAGGUGAUUCGGGGGGUGCUGCGUAUAAUCCAAGCGGUGGGAGGUACGCGUCGGAUGUGUCGAGUUCGAGGAAUAGUGCAAGGCGUCGGUCCCCAUCCCCCGUGGCCGGCCCGCCUCGUCCGAGAGGGAAAAGAGCUAUGGAUGCCUUUCUUGAAGAAAUCAAGAGAGAUCAAGCUGAGCGUGAAGCCAAAUACGCUAAACAUUCGGGACCUGGCCGCUCGGCGACGGCUAUGGCAGCGUAUGAAGGGCAAAGCGGAAGCAAGGAUAGAGGAGAUCCUCAGACGACCAACCUCUUCGUUGCUAAUCUUCCUCAAAAUGUGACUGAACAGGGUCUUGGCGUCUUCUUCGCGCGAUGCGGACCAGUGGGCUCGGUCAAAAUAAUGUGGCCGAGGACAGAUAAUUCGACAGGUCCAGGUGCAGACAUGACAAGUACCCGACGAGCGAAAAGCACCGGCUUAAGCGGCUUUGUGUCUUUCCUGAAGCGCAAAGACGCAGAAGACGCUCUGCGAGAGACCGAUGGACUGGAGUGGGGAGGGUCCGUCCUUCGUGUCGGAUGGAGCAAAGCUGUUCCUGUUGCCCCAAGAGCAAUGUAUACGGCGUCCGCGGUCGAAAGUGGGCAUCAUCGUCGCAAUGAGCGACAUCGGAGCCGAAGCAGGACACCUUCACGCGAGCGUCGCCGUGGUCGCAGCCGCAGCCGGUCAGGCUCACGGCAGCCGUAUAGCCGAUCCCGGCGCAACAGCGACUCUCGCAGCCCAGCGGGGAUCCACGACGAUGAUGAUGAAGAUGAGGUGACGGACAUGUUCAUACGUGCUGUCGCAGCAGAAGUAAAAGGACAGGGCUCCAAGUUCGAAGCGAGUCUCAUAGAUCGGGAGCGGAACAAUGCGAAGUUCGCGUUUCUGGUGAAACGAACUCAUCGCAGACACGCAUUUUACCGAGGUCUCAUCGAGUCGGAGCGUCCUCUCGACCCGGAGUUCGACGAUGAGGGCUACAACUCUGUGUACUCAAGUGACUCUGAGGAAGAGUCUGAACGAGAACAGGGACGCAAGAAUGUGCUUGGCAAGCUGGCGCGAAAACGAUUCGAAGCAAUGCUGCGAGCUCUGUCUGGGAAACGCGGUGAAGUCGCUCGGUGCAUGGCAUUCAGUCUCGAGCACGCUGAAGCUGCGCACGAAGUCGCCGAUAUUAUCAUCGCAUCUCUGCUAGUUGAUUCUACCGCCGUUCCACGCAAAGUUGCGAGACUGCAUCUUAUCUGCGACAUUCUGAACAACUCUGCGGCGGCUGUUCCCAGUGCCUGGAAGUUCAGACAGGAGUUCCAGGCUCGAUUGGGCGUUGUCUUCGACCAUCUGGCAACAAUCUAUCACUCGUUUCCUGGCCGGAUCACUGCCGACAUGUUCAAGAAGCAAUUACAUCCGUGCUCGAUGUCUGGGAGGACUGGAUCGUGUUUCCCUCGGAUUUCAUUGCCCAGAUGAGGGCCAGACUGGAAGGCACCCCCAGCCAGGAGCAGCCGGUCGCAGAGAAGGAGAAGGCUGUGAUAUCGCCGAGCGUGGCUCCGAUGUCCCGUUUCAAGACGAGCACGUUCCAGUUGGCGGACGACAGUGCCCCUGCCGCUGAUGAUGUUGAUGGCGCUCCUCUUGGAGGUGACGAUGUGGAUGGGGUGCCCAUGGAUGACGUUGACGGACUGCCCAUGGACGAUGUUGAUGGGGUGCCGAUAGAUGAUGUUGAUGGGGUGCCCAUGGACGACAUCGACGGCGCGCCGUUGGAUGAUGACAUUGAUGGCGCGCUGAUUGACGAUGAUAUCGACGGCGCGCCGAUUGACGAUGUCGACGGUGAGCCAAUGGAGCUCGAAAACUAGUUGAUGUAUUGUAGAUCAGCGCUUGGACGAUUUGUACCAUGCUUUCAAAUCUUCCAAUCCGAAUUCUGCAUCCACGUCCACAUCCGAUUCUGGCUCGACCAUAGCUUGCAGUGGCUCCUGGUAGUCGGCGAGGGCCUGUCUCAACUGGGCGACGACUUUUCGCUCUAGAUCGGCUGCUAUUUUAUCGGGAAGCCAAUGGGGCAUGACCCAAUCUGACUGUGUUUCGUUGGCAUAUCCGAGCAGAGAGAAGGCCGGCGGCCUCGCCGUGCGGGCCGGUUUGUAGUGGGCUCCCAGCUCGUGGCUCAGUAUGCGACACAAUGCGCAACAGGCCGUUGAAAGCGAGAUUGGGAUCGUAUCGGUGGUCGGGAAGUGAGUCUGCUUCAGACUCAGCCUGGGGCUGUGACGCAUGGAAGCUGUGGACCCACAUAAUCAAACACCUCGAAGGCAGAUUUCAUGCAUUCGGGCUCGGGGACGGACGCAUGCAAAGUCUCGCGCUGGACACAGAGCAGAGACGAUGCCAACGCUGCAGCCUCGCAAUGGACUCGGCCUUGCAGAUGAUGCUCGCUCUCCUGACAGAUGCUGUGCAGCAGUCUCUUCGCGGUGCCGACGCUUUUCUGGUCCCAGUCUGUGGAUUUCUGCCAUCGCCGCACCAGAUCGUCUGCAUCAACGCUUGGUUCGUUGGCGUUGACAGGUUUUUCAAUCGCAAGCUGCUCGACUGGCGACCGAGGGGGCGUGACCACUGUUAACGCGAUCCUCGUGUCUGGCUCAAAUACGUUUUCGAACAUCGUGAACAUAUGCCGGCUGGAGACCGAAAUUGGCACAAGGCCGCGAGGCGGCGGAGGAAAGUCCGGGUGGAUGGGCGCGACUCUUCGCUCAUCUCUCCCGCUGCGACAUGUGUUGGCAGUGGGAUACGCGAGUGCUGAGACAGACGCACUCACUUAGAAGGUCCGAAUUGCCCAUGUCGAUCAACCAUAUAUCCAAGUCGAUGUCGGGUUUCUCUUUUUGUGCUGACAGAAUGAUGAGUGUUCGAGCCUGAGUCAGUCCCGUGUGCCUCACCAAUCUGGGCAUGGACUGCGUCGUUGAAUGAAUCCAAUUCCAUCAAACACGGCUCGAGUGCUUUGAGCAACAUCAUCAGAGCCAACAAGCUCCGGUCGAGUCUCUUGACGUAUUCAGAUGGAACGCUCAGACCCUCGCUCCGAACUUGGCUCACCAAGUCCUUGACAUCGGUGAACAUCGCGUAGAUCUUGGCCACCCAUUUCCUUGCUUCGCUCUGCUUCCAUUCGAUCUUGUCUGUCUCCAGCAUCUUGCUCAGAGGUCCAUCCUGGGCCAGCGGAAUUCGUCGCUCUCUCGUUCUCAUCGCUUUCUUCGUGGGUGUCCAGUUCAGGAUCCGACUCCAGUCCCCGUACCAGGCUAGAAUGCAGCGGACGCGGGUCGUGAUCUUCGGCAGACAUUGCACGACGAUCCAUUGCGCGAACAGGGACGACCGCGGAUGGGGGAGCGAUGGCAGCCGGAUGAGCGCUGUGAGAAAACCCAGUAGUUGAUUGAGGUAGGAAACCAAGUCCACAGGUCUUUCGAUGUGCCCAUCGGACCGAUCCAAAAGUGCUUCUCUGGAAACUGGCUAUGUGAGAACUGCUGGCAUCCAGAGCAGACUUACAGUAUGCGGCACCCGCGUUCGAUCUGUGUUCUGUCAUUCCGCAGUGUUUGUGAGAACCCCAUAUCGACGAUUGAAGAGGACUGCUGAUAACAGUGUAAGAUGCGAUUCAGUCCGCAGGGCGACUGCUUCAUACCCCUGGAGUAGAAAGUAAAGAACUAAAGCAUCGAGACUUCAGAUUGAUCCUCCGCACUCGGUCGCAAGGCUCGGCUUACUGAGUGACUACAAUCGCAGAAAUCUCCUCAUGAGCCAUAACGGGACCAGGCACGACUGCAACAGCGUCUUUCUCCGAGUCAGAUCGGGCAAAACAUGUUACAAGGUGUGCGCAGAAACGCUCCAAUUUUGGAUCAGAGCAGUCCUUCGGUAGGGAUAAGCGGGACCUCUUGAUGCGUUUCUGUUCCUGAAGUGAGCGCAAGAGUCGAGACGCGUAGUAGACGCUCUGUAUCCGGUCUGCUUGUUGCUCCAUCGGGCAAAGCGUGUUUUAUCUAAUCGGUGAUGCUGAUGAUAACAUCAUUGAUCGUAUCCUAUUUUACUUGCGACCGCAAUGAGCCAUGCGACGACGACACCUCAUCCUGCUCCUCACAGCCGCCAUUCUAGGACUCCUCCUGCGCCCCCUGUUGAAACAGAUUCUAAAGCCUCCUGCCCAUUCCACCGAGCGACGCGUCCCCGACACUCGCGUGACAGUGCAUAGAGCGGAACCACCACCGCCGCUUCCUAUCCCACCGCACCCCGCGCUCGAAAACGCGGCUCCCGGAUGGCACGCAUUCAGGCCCCCGCCCAACAACACCUUCAAGCCGUUUGAGCUGUCCCAGGAACGCACUCCCGGGCAGAUCCUGCCCUGCUCAGAGGACUGGGUCGCCCACGGCAUCCCGUGCCCCGCCCCGCCGACGCGCCUGGACGUGGUGUGGACGUGGGUGAACGGGUCGGAUGCGCUGCUGGAGGGCAUCAAAGACGACGUCGCGCGUGCUGCCGAGGCUGCCAUGAACGUGAACCGCGGGCGGAUGAACCGCAUCCCGUUCUACGGUGUCACGACGAUGCAUUUCCGGGAUCAUGGGGAGAUGAGAUAUUCGAUGCGGUCGGUGCUGAAGAAUAUUCCACAUGAGAUCGCGGGGAAGUACACUAUCCUGACAGCGGACGUCAAAGCAGACGACACGGAUGAACUGAGGCUAGGUUCCAUUCCUACCUGGCUCAAUCUCGAUGCUGGUGUACGCGUCUUGCACCACUCGGACGUGUUUCGUGGCUCAUUCGAGCGGGAUGCGAUCGUUCCCUCGUUCAACAGCCUGGCGAUAGAAAGCCAGCUGUCAAACCUGCAAGACUCUGCACAAACCAUAUUCUACAUGAAUGACGACUGCUUCGUUCUGCGUCAGCUCUCUGGGGCCGAUUUCCAGACUCCGCUCUACGGGCCUGUGUUCCGAAUCCAGUUCGAUCUUGCUGUAGAGAGCAAAAGGCCCGGGUCGAUGCAGAUUGGGAUGGAAGGGGAGUGGCCGGCCCUCGAGUAUACCAAUUGGCUGUUAGACCAGCGAUUCGGCCCACAUAGACGACGAUACCUGCAUCACGUUUCAAAAGUACUUUCUACGCCGAUUCUCCACGAGGUGGCGAAUAUCUGGGCGGACGAAUUAGGCAAUGCUGCCAAGGCACGGUUUAGAGGACAAGGUCUUCAGGUCAAUCUGAUCUACCUCGUCACGUGGUACACCAUUGAGAUGCACCGAGAAACAUUACUGUAUUCCUUUAUCAUGCUGCAUGUCGAUGCAGACGGCGACGGCCAACUUUCAGAAGAGGAACGGGCGAUAUUGACUGCGGGGUUGGAUGCUUCUGGGGUCACGCGCAUACCAGCUGGUGAUCGGUCAAGCAAGAACGCGGAAUUCGUUGCUCAGAAUCUAGAGGCCGCGGGACUCGAGAGUCCCAGGGAGACAGAAUACAUUUGGCUUGCGGUGGAUGGAUACCCUCUCGUCUACCGGGAUCACGAAGAACACCGCACAAGACCAAAAGCCAACGGACCGCCCAGCAAGGGAGCAAACCAGGACUCGUUCUGCACCAUCAAGGAGGAUCUCUGCUUCCCCGCGGGAAAAAGCGCGCGUGAGAUGCUGAAACGGGUCGCUGUCGAAGAGCCGAGAUGCGGCGAUUGUCUGAUUCUGCACGUCCUGAGAAGCAGCCCGAGUCAGGGACUGGACAGCUUCUUGCCCAAGACACGCGGGCUGCCGAGGAGAGGGAUGCAUCUCAAUCUGGGUAAGAGCUGGGAUCAGGUCGAGUUUCCAUCCGGAUUGGGCCGCGAACACAUCGUCAAUCUGCUACAAAGAUACCACUACGCGAUCGGGGACUCCCCGAUCGCGUUUAUCUCUAUGCUCCGCCCGGAUGACAUGCGCAAGCUGCCUACGAAGGCCAGCCCCACCGCUUUUUUGGCCAUCAACGACGACCUGAAGAAUCCGGGAUCAGUGGCUGCUGCGGACCAGCGCCUGGAAGUUUGGUAUAAACUAAGGUUU
This is a messenger RNA of Mycena citricolor, 8739 nucleotides long. Lineage: Eukaryota; Fungi; Basidiomycota; Agaricomycetes; Agaricales; Mycenaceae. The record is from the annotation of a GenBank genome assembly.